Messenger RNA from Esox lucius (northern pike), 4579 nucleotides. It is a transcript of the gene epha3, whose product is annotated as eph receptor A3. The record is from RefSeq and is a predicted model, not a curated record. Bases 121 to 3090 code for a protein of 989 amino acids. The transcript is spliced from 17 exons. Gene Ontology annotation, molecular function: transmembrane-ephrin receptor activity; protein binding; ATP binding. Gene Ontology annotation, biological process: protein phosphorylation; axon guidance; cell surface receptor protein tyrosine kinase signaling pathway. Gene Ontology annotation, cellular component: plasma membrane; neuron projection. NCBI's taxonomy places the organism in Eukaryota, Metazoa, Chordata, Actinopteri, Esociformes, Esocidae.
GAGCCGAGUUGAACCGGAGCCUCGUGCCUGAACGGGAGAGAGAGCUCACAUCAUUCAGUGGCGCAUGCUUCAUGGAGUUAUGUACCUCGCGCUGCCUUGCCCUCUGAACUGCCUACCGUCAUGGAUUGCGAACCGCGCGCGAAAACAUUACUACUUUUCAUUUUACUGUUUAUCUUGUCGUUUAUUAGACCAGCACAUCUCAUCAUCCACCCGUCCAAUGAAGUGAACCUGUUGGACUCCAAAGCCAGCCAGGGGGAGCUGGGAUGGAUAUCCUAUCCGUCACAUGGGUGGGAGGAGAUCAGCGGUGUGGACGAGCACUACACGCCCAUCAGAACCUUCCAGGUGUGUAAUGUGAUGGAGUACAGUCAGAACAACUGGCUUCGGACAAACUGGAUCCCUCGGCGGUCGGCACAGAAGAUCUACGUGGAGCUCAAGUUCACGCUGAGGGACUGUAACUCCAUCCCCUUGGUCCUGGGGACCUGCAAGGAGACCUUCAACCUCCUGUACCUGGAGACGGACGAGGACCAGGGCAGCCGCUUCCGAGAGCAUCAGUUCUCCAAGAUCGACACCAUCGCCGCGGACGAGAGCUUCACGCAGAUGGACCUGGGAGACCGCAUCCUGAAGCUGAACACGGAGGUCCGGGAGGUGGGGCCGGUUUCCCAGAAGGGUUUCUACCUGGCGUUCCAGGACGUCGGGGCGUGCGUGGCGCUGGUGUCUGUUAGGGUGUACUUUAAGAAGUGCCCAUUUAUAGUGAGGAACUUGGCCUCAUUCCCUGACACCGUGCCCAUGGACUCCCAGUCAUUGGUGGAGGUGAAGGGCUCAUGCGUCAAUCACUCCAAGGAGGAGGAGCCGCCGCGUAUGUACUGUAGUACAGAGGGGGAGUGGCUUGUGCCCAUAGGGAAGUGCCUGUGUAACGUGGGCUAUGAGGAGAGAGGGAGCUCUUGUCAAGCAUGCCAGGCGGGGUUCUACAAGUCCCUUCUGGAUAAGGCCCAGUGUUCCAAGUGUCCACCUCACAGCUUCACCAACCACGAGGGAGCGCUUCACUGUGGCUGCGAGAAUAACUACUUCCGCGCUGAAGGAGACCUGCCAUCUAUGGCCUGCACACGUCCUCCCUCCGCACCCCGGAAUGUCAUCUCGGUCAUCAACGAGACCUCCGUGAUCCUGGACUGGUCUUGGCCAGAGGACACAGGGGGACGCAAAGACGUCACCUUCACGGUUCUGUGCAAGCGCUGCCGGCCGGGCCAGAGGGUGUGCGAAGCGUGUCGCAGCAAUGUGCGCUUCCUCCCACGGGCUGUAGGCCUGCAGAACACCACGGUCGCCGUGGGAGACCUGCUAGCUCACACCAACUACACGUUUGAGAUCGAGGCUCAGAACGGGGUGUCCCAGUUGGCUCCUAGCAUGAGGCAGUAUACGGCUGUGACCAUCACUACCAACCAAGCAGCCCCCUCUCCAGUGACUGUAAUCCGGAAGGAUCGUACGUCUCGUAACAGCAUCUCUCUGUCCUGGCUGGAACCAGAGAGACCCAAUGGCAUCAUUUUGGACUACGAGGUCAAAUACUACGAAAAGCAGGAGCAGGAGACCAGCUACACCAUCCUGCGCUCUAAGGGUUGUAACGUGACCCUGAACGGUCUGAAAGCAGACACGUCCUACCUGCUCCAGAUCAGAGCCAGGACGGCUGCAGGCUACGGAGCCAGCAGCAAAAGCUUUGAGUUUGAGACGAGCCCUGAUGCUUUCUCUAUCUCCAGUGAGAGUAGUCAAGUGGUGUUGAUAGCUAUCUCCUCUGCUGUGGCCAUUAUCCUGCUCACCGUCCUCCUCUACGUGGUGAUUAGCAGGUUCUGUGGCUGCCACAAGUCUAAACACCCAGACGAGAAGAGACUGCCCUUUGGGAACGGCCACUUGCGCCUGCCAGGGAUAAGGACCUACGUAGACCCUCACACCUAUGAAGACCCCAGUCAGGCUGUGCAUGAGUUCGCCAAGGAGCUGGACGCUUCCUGUAUUGCCAUUGAUAAGGUGGUGGGAGCAGGUGAGUUUGGGGAGGUGUGCAGCGGCCGUCUUCGUCUGCCCAGUAAGAAGGAAAUCUGUGUGGCCAUCAAGACGCUAAAGGCAGGAUACAGUGACAAACAGAGGCGGGACUUCCUCUCUGAAGCCUCUAUCAUGGGACAGUUUGACCAUCCAAACAUCAUUAGGCUGGAGGGAGUGGUCACCAGGAGUAAACCUGUGAUGAUUGUAACUGAAUACAUGGAGAAUGGAUCCUUGGACAGCUUUCUGAGAAAACACGACGCCCAGUUCACUGGUAUCCAGCUGGUGGGCAUGCUGCGUGGCAUCGCGUCGGGCAUGAAGUACCUGUCUGACAUGGGCUACGUCCACAGAGACCUGGCCGCUCGCAACAUCCUGGUCAACAGCAACCUGGUGUGUAAGGUGUCUGACUUCGGCCUGUCCAGAGUCCUGGAGGACGACCCCGAGGCUGCCUACACCACCAGGGGGGGUAAGAUACCCAUCAGGUGGACAGCCCCCGAGGCCAUCGCCUACAGGAAGUUCACUUCGGCCAGCGAUGCCUGGAGCUACGGCAUUGUGCUCUGGGAAGUGAUGUCAUACGGGGAGCGGCCUUAUUGGGAGAUGUCCAAUCAGGACGUCAUCAAAGCGGUUGAUGAAGGCUACAGACUGCCUCCCCCUAUGGACAGCCCGGCUGCCUUGUACCAGUUGAUGUUGGACUGCUGGCAGAAGGAGAGGAACAACAGACCCAAGUUUGAACAGAUAGUCAGCAUUCUGGAUAAACUUAUACGCAAUCCUGGAAGCCUGAAGAUCACAGCCAACACUACAUCCAGGCCGGCCAACCUGCUCCUGGACAGGAGUAGCUCUGAGGUGGUUUCCUCGUUGGGCACCAUGGGGGACUGGCUGGACGGCGUCAGGACUCUGCCCUGUAAAGAGGCCUUCUCUGGGGUCAGCUACAGCUCCUGCGACACCCUGCCCAAGACCUCUGCAGAGGACCUAAAGAAGGUUGGUGUGACUAUUGUCGGCCCCCAGAAGAACAUUGUGAGCAGCAUCAAAGCAAUAGAGAGCUACAGUAAGAACGGCCCUGUCCCAGUCUAACCUGACCAAGCCAUUAGAGACCCACAGGCAGACUGGCUGACUGGCUGACUGGCUGCCCUCUGGGCCCCGUUCCCGACUGAAUGAAGCCCCGCUGGGCCCCGUUCCAUUCUGAAUUAUAGCAUCUCCCCUUCAGUUCCUCCCUUCACUCCACUGAGACCUUUGCGAACGCUUCAAUGACGUCGGUUCCACGAGGGAGCCCUCCUGUGGCGUGGGGUAGUGGUGAGGAGGGAAUGAGGGGGAGGAGGGGCUCGGCACUCUGGAUUAGAACAGCUCUCUGAUCUCUCUAGCGUACAGAAAGUCCCAAACUAAAGGAGGAACCGAAAAGAAGAGCUGCUGAGGAGGGCGACCACGCUGGAGAGACAGAUGAUGGUCACCACGAUGUCCGAGCCACCCUCUGAACCCAGGGCAACCAGUCACAUGACAGACCCAACCCUGGACACUCCACACCAACGCUGCAAUGGCCUUACUGAGAGCACAGGAGAUAAGGGGCAGACAAUCUGGCCUUGGAACCUGUGGGCACGGAGCGGGUUCCGGACAACCCGGGACGGCAGGGCCCGGUGGGCAACCUCGAGAGGAAAGGGGCUCGCUCCAAACUGACCCAAUCUGAUCCUGUGGAUUUGACUGACAGACCUUAAUCUCUGGUCGAGGAGGGCGUUUUAUGCCUUCAGCAGGAUAACCCGGAUGGCAGCAACACACUCACAUCCACCUGGGGCCGGAAGAGCCCCCCCCCACUACCCCCCACCCCACCCACCCAGAGACCUCUGAGACGCUGGACUCCGCCCACUGAAGUUUCCGCUCUGUCUCCCAGAGGACUGAUGCCCCUCUGUGUCUGUGAGUGUGUCUGUGAGCGUGCACCUGUGUUCCUGCAUGUGAGUACGAAGGCGUACUCAAGAGAACGGGAGCUUGAGGGAGAAGCCGGCGAUUGGAUAGGCACCCAGACUAGAAGAAGCCAUGUAUCCACACACGUGUCCACAUAAAGUAGAUGUCAAACAUAAAGCAAUAAUCAUAACCGCCAGUUAUUACUCUAAUCAACCAGAAGCCAGGUGUCUCAUACACACACACACACACACACAGCUCGCUGUGCACAGGACAUCAGAACACAUCCUGAGCCAACUGUUUACCACACAUCAGCUCGUUCAUAGGGCAGCUGAUUCGUCACUCCAAGCUUCCUGCCCCCAGUGUCAUUUCUCAGGAUGAGGGUUAUUCAUUCAAACUGAAGCAGAGUGGAGAGAGAAGGAGAGGGGAAGAGAGAGAAACGAAUGUGGAGAGAUAGAGAGUUAUCGAGAGUAUGUGUGUGUGUGUGUGUGAUAACACCUCUGUCCGCGCCCUGCCCCCCCUAUAGCCCUUAGCUGCUGUUGCUUGUUCUAUUAGCAUGUACAUAUGUAAAACAACCGUGUAACCAUAGUUACUGUAUUAGCGGUACAGUACCCUUUCAUGGCCAUCCCUUUGUACAAAUGUUUCUAUGUAUAAAAGAAUGACAAAAAAAAAA